This is a messenger RNA of Acanthamoeba castellanii str. Neff, 765 nucleotides long. Its product is annotated as expansin family protein. The transcript is spliced from 2 exons. Gene Ontology annotation, biological process: plant-type cell wall organization. Gene Ontology annotation, cellular component: extracellular region. Bases 1 to 765 code for a protein of 254 amino acids. The record is from RefSeq and is a predicted model, not a curated record. Lineage: Eukaryota; Discosea; Longamoebia; Acanthamoebidae.
AUGCCCGUCGGUUCAAGUGUUCAGGCGGUUCUGGGGUGCGUGCUGGUCGCGGUCGUGCUCCUGGCCCAUGGCGCCCACGGACAGACGGCCCAGGGAAGCUGGAAGACCGGGCGAAGCACCUUCUACACCGACAUCGACCAGGGCAACUGCGGCUUCGGCGUCCUCUCCUCCACCAAGUUCCCCUAUCGCUACAUUGCCGCGGCCAACACGGCCUUCUACGCCAACUCGGCGGCGUGUGGCCAGUGCUUCGAGGUCAAGUGCACCGGGUCGGCCUAUCUGGCCAACGCCUGCGUCAACGGCAGCGUGGUCGUGGAGGUCACCGACCAGUGCCCGUGCGACGGCAACGCCCAGUGGUGCUGCGGCGACGCGGUCCACUUUGACCUGAGCGCCGGCGCCUUCGGCAAGAUCGCCAAGACCGCGGCGGGCGUGGUCACCACCCAGUACCGGCCCGUGACGUGCCCGGUGCAGGGCCAGCUGCAGGUCAAGAUCAAGGACGGGUCCAACCCGUGGUGGUUCGCCCUGCUGGCCACCAACGUGGGCGGCUCGGGCGCCGUGACCAAGGUCGAGGUGCGCAGCAGCGGCACGACUGGCUCGUGGCUCGAGGCGACGAGGCAGGACUACAACUACUGGCUGGCGACGUCGGGCUCGGGCCUCCAGUUCCCGCUGGGCGUGCGCGUGUGGCAGGGCUCGGUCAAGAACGUGAUGGGCACCAUCACGUCCAUGUCGGCCGGCGCCACCUUCUCCCUCUCCGCCAACUUUGCCUGA